CGUGAGUGUUAAGACGGAAUGCAAUAAUAGUUUCUUUUCGUAUCACGUUUCACUUUCUCGGAAGAUCGACAAUUUUUCUUCCUUUGCAUAUAUUCUCGCUUCGUAUUUCGCAUUCCGCUUUAAUUAUUGGGUUUGAAUCUCUGUCAGUGACUUUCAUAUGGUGACUUCAUUUCGUCAGUCUCUCGUCGUCAUUCGAUUUGUUCAGUUCUGUGUAUUGUUGCAGUUAUAAUAUAAUAAUGUCUUUCGCAGGAAAAAAGAGAGUCCCAGUAUUGACGAUUCACAAUGUGGAUCAUUGCAUCAAGGAAAACGGCAAGAAUCAUCGUACUUCCAGAUACGAGAUGAUGACCCGUCAGGAUGACAGAGCAAGACUCGUUGUCAGACGUGGUCAGGAAUUUUAUCUGCAUCUCAGUCUAUCGCGGAAUUAUAAUUCCACUGACUAUAUUUCCAUUAUUUUCACUCUGGAUGGCGUGAGCCCGCAACGUGGAUCUGGGACAUUAGUGGCAAUUGAUAUGCACGAUUCCACGGACAUUUCCGAAGCUGCCAACUGUCAGGCCAUCAUAGAUGCCAAAGGAACGAAUUUCCUAAGAAUAAAGGUUGUGACAUCGGCAAACGCAAUUAUAGGCAAGUGGAAGAUGAAUAUCGAUAUCUAUCACGAGAAAUCCGAUACUGUUGUCAGUUACACGAUGGAUCCAAUUUAUUUGAUCUGUAAUCCAUGGUGCAAAGACGACGUGGUAUACAUAGAUAGCGAGAUUGAGCGUCAAGAGUAUGUAUUAAUGGAAGAUGGUUUAAUUUGGCGCGGCACUCACAGCUGUUUGCGGUCCACUAUGUGGAAGUACGCGCAAUUCGAACGGGACAUCUUGGAUUGCGCCCUGUACCUAAUGAAUCAUGUCGGCAAAGUCCGCGUUAUCGACAGGAACGAUCCGGUCAUCAUAAUGCGCUCUCUGUCCGCCGCGGUGAACUCUCCGGAUGGGGUAAUGAUGGAAAAUUGGUCGAACGACUAUGAGAACGGUAUACCACCUACGAGAUGGAUGGGCUCGCGAAAAAUACUCCAGCAGUAUUAUAUGACGAAGAAACCGGUCAAAUACGGACAAUGUUGGGUUUUCUCCGGCGUGCUGGCGACGAUUUGUCGCACGUUAGGUAUACCGUGUCGAGUGGUGACCAACUACUCGAGCGCGCACAUUACUCAGAGCAGCCCGGUCGUGGACUACAUCGUCAAUGAGGAAGGAAAAAUCAUGGAGGAGCUCAGCGAUUCCGUAUGGAAUUUCCACGUUUGGAACGAAGUAUGGAUGAAGCGACUGGAUCUGUCGCCGGAUUGUUCGGGAUGGCAGGCGAUCGACGUGACUCGUCGGGAACUGUGCGACGGUGCUUACUAUUGCGGACUGGCAUCGGUAGCCGCCGUGAAGAAGGGAGAACUCCUGCGAUCCUAUGACAACGCGUUCUUUUUCGCCGAGGUACGCGCCAACAAAGUCUACUGGCGUAACGGUCGACCGAAACAAUUGUUACAGUUUAUUCGCAAGGUUAAGUACAGUACUGGAAGGCUGAUCUGCACGAAAGCAGUUGGCAGAUUGGUAAUGGAAGACAUCACACACACUUACAAGUAUUCAAAACGAUCCGAAGAACAUGGUGUUAUGCUAAAUGCACUGCUGCGCCAGCGCGAGACUCCAUAUGACUGUUGUUACCUGAAUGAAAAGUUCAACGAUGUUCAAUUCCUUUUUGAACUGCGCGAUGACAUCAUGAUAGGACAGCCAUUCAGUGUCAUAUUACUGACAAAAAAUCAGCAUUCGAAGCUGGAGUAUCGUGUGUCUAUAAUUUUGAGAGUGGAAACUGUGCUAUACACCGGCCGAGGAGGCAUUCUGGUGAAGAGAUUACACAUCGACAAAUUAGUCCGAUCAGGGAUGCCUGAAGAAAUUCGCAUGGACGUUUCUUGGGAGGAAUACGGUCCAAAAUUGUUAGAUCAAUGCGCUUUCAAUAUCACUUGUCUCGCCACCGUGCAGAACAUAGGCUUCGAGUAUUUUGCGCAGGAAGACUUUCGCGUUAGAAAACCCUACAUUGAAAUCACGUUGCAUAACGAUGCGAUUGUUGGUCAAACUCUUCAUGCUACGGCGAAGUUCCGCAAUUCGUUGCCGAUUCCUUUGAAAAACGGUAGAUUCAUUAUCGAGGGUCCUGGUCUGAACGAACAGUUGAAGCUCAAACUAUCGGAAUCUGUCGAGGUGGAUGCAGAUGUAAAAUGUAGCUUCUCUAUGAUUCCAAGAUUAGAAGGACGUGCUUGGAUAGCGGCAAAGUUUUAUUCGAGGGAAUUAGAGGACGUCGAUGGACAUUCCAAUAGUUUUAUAGUUAAAUCAGCGAAGCGAUAAUCAAUAGUAAUACUAAGUAAUCGCAAUUAUUUUUUAUAAUACUGUAGAAUAUAUAAUGUAGAAUAUAUAGUGUUCUUUCUAUUUUUAUCUUCGAUUUAUA
Wasmannia auropunctata (little fire ant) is the source of this 2454-nucleotide messenger RNA. Its product is annotated as annulin-like. The record is from RefSeq and is a predicted model, not a curated record. The transcript is spliced from 10 exons. Gene Ontology annotation, molecular function: protein-glutamine gamma-glutamyltransferase activity. Gene Ontology annotation, biological process: peptide cross-linking. NCBI's taxonomy places the organism in Eukaryota, Metazoa, Arthropoda, Insecta, Hymenoptera, Formicidae. The coding region runs from base 237 to 2354 and encodes 705 amino acids.